Molecule: messenger RNA, 2027 nt
Organism: Anthonomus grandis grandis
Lineage: Eukaryota; Metazoa; Arthropoda; Insecta; Coleoptera; Curculionidae
Product: zinc finger protein 599-like
Exons: 12
Coding region: 98-1849 (583 amino acids)
Cellular component (GO): nucleus
Source: RefSeq, a predicted model, not a curated record
UUAAAAUGGUGACCAGGCCGUCGCCAUUUUCUGGUUACCAACAAAAUUUUACCUUUGCCGAAAAAUAGGUACAUUUUUUUUUGUCUGAGAGAAAAACAUGGAAUGCAAUUCGUUUACCGAGGCGGAAAUUUCAAAUUUGCAAAGAUUAAUCGACAGCGGCCAUAGCGGGUCAUUUACAGAAGAUGAAAUACGAGACAGCGAUAUUCUCUACUUUUCCCAAUUCGGCGACUUGCAGGGAACUGAAAAUGAUAAAAUAGAAAUUCUCCAAGGAGAUGACUCUUCUAACGCAAGCUCCAGUGUGACAUCAUCUGAAGAACUGACCCGAGCUUUAUCAGUUCUUCCUUCGACCUCUGACUAUUCGUUUACGGGAGCGGCCAGCAGCGCUACUGUCCCAGUGAAAACUGAAGCUUUUGGCAAUUAUGCUAUUGCCAAAUAUAAAGAAAUUAAUGGGAAAAGCAUCAGGGUCUUUGAAUGUGGAAUAUGUGGUAAAGAAUUUGGACAGCAGUACACCUUAAUCCGUCAUUUACCAACACAUACAGACGAGCGAAAUUUCCACUGCGAUCAUUGUGGAAAAUCUUUUCGGCAAAUGUCCACUUUAUCUCAACAUAAAGCGAUUCAUUCCGCCGAAAGACCGUACGUGUGCGAAGUUUGCAAUAAAACUUUUAAUCGUGUUUCCACGUUGAUUUCCCAUAGAAAAACCCAUACGGGCCUUAAGCCGCACCGGUGCCAUUUGUGUAAUAAAGCGUUUCACCAGAAAGGCAACUUAAGAAACCAUAUUUUUACUCACACGAACGAGCGUCCUUAUAAAUGUGAAGUAUGCGAGAAAGGGUUUAAUCAGAUGUCAAACCUUGUGUGCCAUAAAAUUAAGGCCCAUCAAUAUCGAAUGGAUGCCAUACAAAAGUAUCAAUGUAAAAUUUGCGGAGAAAACUUCUUAAAACGUGUUAAUUUACGAGAACAUGAGCAGGUCAGUCAUGGAACAGCUAACCAGCCUGGCAGAGAAUUAGUCAAUGCAAUCAUAGUCGAACCAAUCAAGACAGAAGCGAUGAAGAAAGCAAUGCUUACCGGAGAUACACCGUUCGCAUUGCUUCGGCCUUUAUCGGGUGUUCCAGUGCUGGUGCGGGUACUCCCGGCGGGACCGAAACAGCUUCUUGUGCCGGCUACAGCCGAAGAUCUGAAGAAGUUCAGUCAUAUUUCUAUUAAGGCUAAAGUGCCUGACGAGAAUCCUGAGAGUGAAAAUGACAUUAAAAUUGAAUCAAAAGGGUGUGUAGUUCAAAUUAAAGUACCCGUAGUAGCAACAGUUAUCCAGAAACUUGGUCCCAAUGGUUCCAACAAUCCGAUGACAAUUAUGAGUCCCGACCAUAAAGACGUUGUAGAUGAAAGAGGCGGUCCAUUAUUCGAUUUAAACACCGAUAGUUUCGUGUAUACUUCGACUUUUUCCUGCAACAUGGACAAUUAUGAAGAGAACGAGAAUAGCCUGGAAGCAUCCGCGUCUUCCAAUACGGUGGAUAAAUUUUCGUUCGCUGAGAAGUAUGAUCACUUGAUCGGUAAUAUUCAAGAUACCGGUGCUGAGUUUAUCGGGGAUGAACAUAUUGGUGGUGACUCUGAAAAGAUGUUGGAUGCAACCUUAGUAGAAUAUAACUUCGAUAUUCCACAAGAUGCCAGAGAUGAUCCCGCUUGUCCUCCUAGAACUUCGCAAGAAUCCCAACCAGUGGUCAAGGGACUUAGUAUGCCGGAUGUUUCUGAUCCGACAGAAUCAGAGAGUUCAGCUCAGCCCUCAAAAACAAACUUAUCAAAUAAAAUAAUUAUUGAAAACGACGGGGAAUUUAUUGAAUUGCCUGCUCUUGUUUGACAUAAAAUAUUAGGAAAUUUGAUUUUAUUGAAUGCUGUUUUGAUUCUUGUUUCACUUAUGGUAAUUUUUUUAAGCACCGUGUUAAAUAUAAGGCAUUUAAAGUCACAAUUGUCCUAUUAAUUGUGUUUUGAAAUUAUUUAAUGUUUGUUUAUAUAGUAAUAUAUGUAUUGUAAAUUUU